UCGGAGCUGGAAUCCUUAACUGUCAACAGAACCGGCGGAGGAGCAACAUUUCCUGUUGCAAAUCCUCAUUACGGAUCGGCAGAGAGGAGCCGGUAACCCGCAGGAGCUGCCACUGCGGUCUUCCUCCUGCAAGGUGGUGAUUAUGCGGCCGGGACGGCGUCUGUAGCGCGGCUUUAACAGAUCUCGGUCCAGGCUUUGGAGGCGCAUUCCUGGGAGCCUGGUGUUUGGUACCUUGUUUCUGGACCAUGAUGGAGGCCUGUGGAGCUCUCACUGAGGCCCUCCUGCAGCGCCCCUGGCUUCCUGUCAGUAUCAGCGGCUGCAAGCUCUCAGCCAAGAGCUGGUUUGGGGAAACAGCGUACCACAUCCUGCUGACAGACAUGCACUGUGUGUGGGAGGAGAGGCUGGACUCAGCAGCCAUCCAGAAGAGAGCACAGGAGCUGAAUAGACGUUUGCGAGCCCCCGUUAAGGCUUUCUUCUCCCACCUGUGCAAGGUGGUUCAGCCCUGUCUGUCAGGAAGUGACGGGCAACCAGACGGCGAGGCUCAGAUUUCCCUGAGCCGACAGGAGGACGGAAACAUCAGCAUGAAGCUGAAGAGCGAGCUGGCAGGGCUGCCCUUCUACUGGGACUUUCACUGCACCCCCGCCCCCGUCACUGUGGUGUGUGUUCAGCUGGUGCGCCCCCUGCUGGCCAUGAGCCACCUGCUGCAGCGGCAGGUGGAGCAGCUCGGAGGUCUGCUGGUGAGGAAGGACGCAGAGAUCCAGGACUACAGAGAGAACGGAGCCACGCUCAGCAGAGAGCGGCUGCAGACGACCGUGUUUGAGGAGCAAACGUACAGAGAGGACUUCAUGGCAAAGGCUCUUCCUCUGCUGCGUUCUGAACAGCCGGACGCUCUGGGCUUCGACGCCGACCUCCAGCACCUGUACGCGACCAUCGUCGCCCACGGAGACGCACGCGGCCACAAACGGAAACUGUCAGAGGAGGACAAGGCGCCCGCCGAAGAACCAGCCGUCGCCUCGUCUCAGGGUGUGCCUGUCAGCUGUGAAGCAGGUGAGGACAGAGAGCAGAGCCUCGACACGCAGGUGAACCCCGCUGGAGCCAAGAUGGCCGACAGAGCCACGGUACAGCAGUCUCUUCCGGUCACGUCCGUCCCUGCGGAGCGACCGUCCUCCAAACCAAAGAAGAAGAAAGUGGGACUGUUCAGAUGAGACGGAGCAGUCGGACGCACACAGACGAUAAUUCAGAACUUCAUAAGAGAAAUCUCUUUUUUUUUUCCAUUUGCUGAAAAAUGACUUUAAAAACCUUUUCUUUUAAACUUUUAUUCUGACGAAGGACACUUUGACACUCUGGUUUUAAUUCGGGUUUAAAUUGAUUCAUAGAACGUCUUUUAGAUUAAAAAUGUAAUUAAACAGAUUUUAAAUCAGUUUUGUCAAAUAAAGUUUGGAUUUUGGGGUUUUUAGAGUAAAAUAUUAAAGAUGUAACUGUAAUUUUAAUGGCUGUUUUUGUCGUCUCUAAAACUCAAACUUUUGUCCAAAUUUAGUCAAGAAACGGGUGUUUUCUGUGUGUUUGCAAGCAUCCGGAUCUUUCCACGCGCUGGCGGCGGUCGAUAGAGCAGCCGACCUCCUUUCUCGCAGCGCACUGAGAUGUUGACUCAAGGUGUUGCAGCAUCUCGGGAAUGCUGUUGAAGUUUUAGUUGAAAAGUCACUGUUUGCCUGCAGGACUUGAGGACUUUCUGUGGGACAAACGUGACUGAAAAGUGGCGUCACGUUAACUGGAGAUGCGGACGGUAUAUUUACUGUUUGGUGUGAUUUGAGGCCUUUAAUUUCCAGCUGAUUUCCUGGUGAUGUUCCAGAUCAUUUCCAGGACAGAGGCUGGUUUGAACUGUUUCUUCUUUUUAGCGAAAACACCAAAUAUUUGAUGACGUGGACAGGAGACGUUAUUUCUAGAAGAUUUGUCCUGAAGUCCCGUUCAUGUAAGAAUCUGUUCCUGAUUUCACUUUGGGCCCCUGAAGGCCCCACUGAGGGCCCCUGGGAGUCCUCAGACCCCAGUUUGGCCUCCAGUAAUGGAGCUUGGUGUUGGGUGUCGUGUCUCUGCUGGUGAAACUGGACCACAGCUGAUCUGAGAACAGCGACCUGGCUCAGUACGGCCUGUCUGUCUGCCUGCCUGUCCAUCUGUCUGUCCUUCAGUCUGUCUGUUUCUGUCUGUCUGUGUCAAACUGACAGGUUUUGAACACCAAAUAAAAGCAG
Chelmon rostratus (copperband butterflyfish) is the source of this 2243-nucleotide messenger RNA. It is a transcript of the gene nhej1, whose product is annotated as nonhomologous end-joining factor 1. Bases 246 to 1205 code for a protein of 319 amino acids. Gene Ontology annotation, cellular component: DNA ligase IV complex; nucleus. Gene Ontology annotation, biological process: double-strand break repair via nonhomologous end joining. Gene Ontology annotation, molecular function: DNA end binding. The transcript has 9 exons. The record is from RefSeq and is a predicted model, not a curated record. Lineage: Eukaryota; Metazoa; Chordata; Actinopteri; Chaetodontiformes; Chaetodontidae.